UAAACAACUGCCCUGAGUUUUUGUUAUUUUAACACCCACACCGCGUGAGGGCACAUUGGGUUUUCCUUUUACUUUUUAAGUUCGUUUUAAGCAUUUGAUACAUAAUGGGAAGCGAUUACUACGAGACGCUGGAAAUAAACAAAAAUGCAACCGACGCAGAUAUAAAAAAGGCAUAUCGACGUCUUGCAUUGAAGUUUCAUCCGAGCAGCAACAGAGAAACCGGAAGCAGUGACAAAUUCAGUCAGCUGGGUGAAGCCUACGAUGUGUUGAGCGACCCUCGGAAAAAGGCAACCUAUGACAAGUUUGGUGAGGAGGGUCUAAAAGCUGGGAUCCCACCUGAGUUUGGCAGCAGUGGGGCUUGGUCAUCUAAAUAUGUCUACCAUGGGAACCCAGACAAAACAUUCAGAGAGUUCUUUGGAGGCGACAACCCAUUUGCAGACUUUUAUACAAACGAUGCACCACUUCAGUUCGGUGGUCUGAAACCAGGAGUGGUGAAGACCCAAGAUUCUCAGAUAGAGAGAGACCUGCAUUUGUCUCUGGACGAUCUCUUCCACGGAUGCACAAAAAAGAUUAAGAUAUCACGACGGGUUAUGAAUGAGGAUGGAUUCACAUCUGGUAUCAAAGACAAGAUCCUGACUAUAGAUGUGAAGCCUGGAUGGAAAGAGGGCACAAGAAUAAUUUUCCCCAAAGAGGGAGAUCAGGGACCAAACAACAUCCCUGCAGAUAUAGUGUUCAUGGUGCGACAGAAGAGUCACCCCCUGUUCGUAAGACAACACAAUGACCUGAUCUACAAGGUCCAGAUCACUCUGGAGAUGGCCUUGACUGGGUUCUCUGUGGACGUGGAGACACUAGAUGGCAGGCUAAUCAGUAUUCCCUUCAAUGACAUUGUACACCCUGCGUACAAAAAAGUGGUGACCGAAGAGGGAAUGCCGCUGUCCCAGGAUCCUUCCCAGAGAGGAAACCUCGUCAUUACUUUUGACAUCCAGUUUCCUGAGAAGCUCUCCGCCGAGAGGAAGCAUCUGAUCAAACAAGCUCUAGCUUAAAUAUUCAUCACAUUCUAA
Molecule: messenger RNA, 1061 nt
Organism: Perca flavescens (yellow perch)
Lineage: Eukaryota; Metazoa; Chordata; Actinopteri; Perciformes; Percidae
Gene: dnajb13
Product: DnaJ heat shock protein family (Hsp40) member B13
Exons: 8
Coding region: 105-1043 (312 amino acids)
Cellular component (GO): cytosol
Molecular function (GO): protein-folding chaperone binding
Source: RefSeq, a predicted model, not a curated record